UAUGCUCUAUUGCCAGGCAAUGUGCCUAAUCCUGCUUAACAUUGCAUGCGUUUCUCGAAGCCACAUAAUUAUGAUAGGCGACACGGGUCCUGAUUUGGCUACCUUGUAUGAGCCAGCAAGCGAAAAAAGGGAGAUCGUAACUGGAGAUUCAUCCGAAGGGUCGCCUUGUGAUGCAGUCUCUGCCGCUCAAAAGUCCUGUGGUCUUAACCAAAAGAAUGCCAAGAGCAAGGCUUCCAGCAUUGCAAUGAAGGCCGCCCAGGACGCAAAGGCGGCCAAUGACGCUCAGGUGGCCGCCGGAGAGGCAGCCUCGCUCAAAGUGAAGCUGGAACUAGCCGAGAAGGCGGUCCAAGCAGCUCGAGCCGCCGAGGCAGCUCUAGCCGGCAAACAGCAGAUCAUGGAGCAACUGGAGCUGGAGCAAAAAGAGGCGGAGGCGGUGCUGGGUGAGGUUCGGAACUCAAUCCAAAGCACACAGGCGAACUCAGAGGCUGCCAUGAUGGCGCUUUCCGAAGCCAAGAUCCAGUUGGAUCAACUUAAACUCCUUGUGACUGAGGCUACCGCUCAAAUGGGAAACAUCGAGAUUUUCGCCAAUGGCGCCCAGAUGGAGCUGGACGAAAAGGGGCAUCUGUUGGAGGCUGCCAAUCGGAGAUUGGAGAGCAUCUACAGGCAGGUCAUCGCUGCCAGGCAGGAUUACGACAAGACCAAGAAAGCUGCCUACAAGGCGGCUUGUGCGGCAGUGGAGGCCAAGCAAAAGGCUCAAAGGAUGCAAAGGGAAAUCAGCGAGGCAGAGCUUGAAGCUAAAAGCGAUCUCUAUUAGGCACUUACAUUAUAAGAAUGAUACGAUUUUUAAAACUUCAGUACAUAAUAUUUGUAUUUUAUCAAUAAAAUAAUAUAUUUUGUCAGUAAUUUAGAAAAAAUACUUUGAGGAUGCACUGAAAAUAAUGAAAGUAUAAAUCCUUCUAA
Drosophila yakuba is the source of this 960-nucleotide messenger RNA. RefSeq names its product coiled-coil domain-containing protein 102A. The transcript is spliced from 2 exons. NCBI's taxonomy places the organism in Eukaryota, Metazoa, Arthropoda, Insecta, Diptera, Drosophilidae. The coding region runs from base 2 to 814 and encodes 270 amino acids. The record is from RefSeq and is a predicted model, not a curated record.